Molecule: messenger RNA, 375 nt
Organism: Nannizzia gypsea CBS 118893
Lineage: Eukaryota; Fungi; Ascomycota; Eurotiomycetes; Onygenales; Arthrodermataceae
Exons: 3
Coding region: 1-375 (124 amino acids)
Source: RefSeq, a predicted model, not a curated record
AUGCAGAUAUACCUCUUUCUCCUCAGCAAGCUCUACCUCACUAUCCUCCAUGGUCGAGAAAGCCUCCCCCUGCUGGCUGCUUUGCUGGCUUUCCUUGCGGUGACUUCUCUGCCCACCGACUUUCCCCGCAAAAGCAAAGUCGCUUGCCAGCCGCCCGCUUUUCCCCUUUUGGUGUCUUCGACCUCGUCUCUUCGACCUCAACUUCGCAACCUCAACUUCACCAACAUCACCAGCUUCAACGUCAACUUCGCCAACAUCAUCGACUUCGACAUCGGUAUCAACAUCAAUAACUCUCUGCUCUCCACUCCUCAUCGAUAUCAGCAUCUUCUACUCGCUGGAGUUGGUUCGAUGACCUCGUCAACCCUCGCCGGCUGA